AUGGACUUUGAGGAAGAUUUGAGGGAGUCACAGGCUAAAUUGACUCAGAUUCGGCAACGUCGGCGAGGAGAACGGACUGAAGCCGACCUAAACAAUCUGGCCAGUCUACCUGGCUUGAUUAUUUAUCUUGAAGAGGAGAUCGAGGAGGUUGUGAUUGACCUUGGUAGUGAAAGAUUUCGAAAUCUACCUGAAGCUUCGGAUGAUAAAGGCAAGUCUCUAAUCCGAAUUCGUGUUGCCAAACAAAACCUCUACGAAGCCAAAGUUGGAGUAAUCGAGCACAAACGACGGUGGGAUGAACGUGGGCAGGGUACUAAAAUUCAGGAUCGUAUGAAGACUAUUAUGACGAACAAACAGGCAUUGUUAAAAAAGAAAUGGCAAACUUACCACGACAUGACAAUCAAGUUUAACGAAACAUAUCCAAGUCCGAACCCCCUAGAACUUAAAUCCUUCGAUGAUGUCAAAGGUUUGGAUAUCAGUGAUGAUUUUUGGAACUUUGGCGAGCUGCAACAUCCACAAGAGAGGUGGGCAGUCGAUCAACCUACUCAAGUGGGAAUCAGAGCGUUCCUUGCAAUACGAAGCUGUGAUGAGGAGCUGCGACGUAUUGCAAAAGAAGUUACAUCUCUUGUCAGAAAAAGCUUGGGACCCAACAGCAACGUCAUUGCAAUUGGAUUUGGUGGUGCCGAUCAUUGCACCAUUCAAUCAGUUUUAAUCUUACUCGAACCUGGUUGGAAUGGAAUCAUGAUCUACCAGAGGUACUGCAAAAAACUUCCAUUUACUCGGAUUUGGGCAACAAGUACGACGAGGGACUUGCUCUCAGCUGGAGGGGUCUAA
Messenger RNA from Melampsora larici-populina 98AG31, 831 nucleotides. RefSeq lists its product as uncharacterized. The record is from RefSeq and is a predicted model, not a curated record. The transcript is spliced from 7 exons. Bases 1 to 831 code for a protein of 276 amino acids. Lineage: Eukaryota; Fungi; Basidiomycota; Pucciniomycetes; Pucciniales; Melampsoraceae.